ACUUUUCGUACUUCUUUUUUUUCCUUCAUUUUCUUAGCAAAUUCAACAUCGAAAAAUAAACUACCACUUUUGUUCACCUCUUUAUACCAAAGUUUUGUUUCCUUGAUUUUCAACACCGUUUUCGAUUUGGGUUUUUCUUUAAGCUUCAAAUUGAGUUGGAUUUGUAGCUAAAAAAAAGAAAAGAAAAUGGCAGAAGAGAGUAAGCAAAGAAGGAAUGUUGAGCCCGUAAAGGUUCAAACAGCUUCAUCAUCAGAAGAAAGAAGAUCAAACAACAAUCUCCCAAACUUUCUUCUUUCAGUAAGGCUAAAAUAUGUGAAGCUUGGCUACCAUUACGUUAUCUCUAACGCUAUGUAUUUGAUGUUGGUGCCUCUCCUAGGCAUUGCUUCAGUUCAUCUUUCCACACUUACUAUCCUAGAUUUUGUUCGACUAUGGGACCAACUCAAGUUCAAUCUCGUUUCAGUAACCCUAUGUUCCGGUCUUUUAGUUUUCUUGGCCACACUUUACUUCAUGAGCCGGCCAAGGAAAGUUUACUUAGUGAAUUUCGCUUGUUACAAGCCUGAAGCUGAUAGUAUUUGCACCAGGGAAAUCUUCAUGGAGAGAUCUGGUCUCACUGGUAGCUUCACCGGAGAGAACUUAGCCUUUCAGAAGAAAAUCCUGGAGAGGUCUGGGUUGGGACAAAAGACAUACUUGCCUGAGGCAGUGAUGCGUGUCCCACCCAACCCUUGCAUGGCGGAAGCCAGGAAGGAGGCCGAGACAGUGAUGUUUGGAGCUAUUGAUGAACUCUUGGACAAAACUGGUGUUAAGGCAAAGGAUAUAAGGAUCCUUGUGGUGAAUUGUAGCUUGUUCAAUCCUACACCAUCUCUUUCUGCCGUGGUUGUCAACAGAUACAAGUUUAGGGGAAACAUUUUGAGUUAUAAUCUUGGUGGAAUGGGGUGCAGUGCUGGGCUCAUUUCUAUAGACCUUGCUAAACAGCUGCUGCGGGUGCACCCCAACUCUUAUGCCUUAGUGGUAAGCAUGGAGAACAUUACUCUCAACUGGUACUUUGGCAACGACCGAUCUAUGCUCGUCUCAAAUUGCCUCUUCCGCAUGGGCGGUGUCGCAAUCCUUCUCUCCAACCGCUCAUCUGAUCGCCACCGCUCCAAAUACCAACUCAUUCACACCGUACGCACGCACAAAGGUGCCGAUGACAAAUGCUACAACUGCGUCUUCCAACGUGAGGAUGACACCAAAAGAAUCGGCAUUUCCCUCUCGAAAGACCUCAUGGCUGUCGCCGGAGAAGCCCUUAAAACCAACAUCACCACUCUGGGGCCACUAGUUCUUCCCAUGUCGGAGCAACUCUUGUUUUUCGUCACGUUAGUGGCAAGGAAAGUGUUGAAGAUGAAGAUCAAACCCUACAUCCCAGAUUUCAAGUUGGCAUUCGAACAUUUUUGCAUUCAUGCAGGUGGGAGAGCCGUGCUAGAUGAGCUUGAAAAAAACCUUGACCUUACAGAUUGGCACAUGGAGCCAUCGAGAAUGACGCUUUAUAGAUUUGGGAACACUUCAAGCAGUUCUUUGUGGUAUGAAUUAGCUUACUCUGAAGCCAAAGGAAGAAUCAGAAGAGGUGAUAGGACAUGGCAGAUUGCUUUCGGGUCAGGAUUUAAGUGCAAUAGUGCAGUUUGGAAGGCAUUGAAGACCAUCAAUCCAGCUAAGGAGAAAAGCCCUUGGAUUGAUGAGAUUGAUGAGUUUCCUGUUCAUGUGCCUGGGGUGGCAAAUAUUGCUUCUUCUUAUAAAUCCUAAUUCUUAUUAACAAGGAGAUUAUCAUUUAGUACUGAGUACUAUAUAUAUGGUUUAAUCAUUUUAUACGUGGUUAAGGUGUGAUAAUCAAAUUGGUUGUUAAUACCAAGUUAGAAGGGGGAAAAGGGAGACCAUUGUUUCAUUUUCAUUUUUUGGUGUUAUAAAGUCAAUUUGAUUGAUCAAUGUA
Gossypium raimondii (Peruvian cotton) is the source of this 1960-nucleotide messenger RNA. RefSeq names its product 3-ketoacyl-CoA synthase 11. Gene Ontology annotation, molecular function: acyltransferase activity, transferring groups other than amino-acyl groups. Gene Ontology annotation, cellular component: membrane. Lineage: Eukaryota; Viridiplantae; Streptophyta; Magnoliopsida; Malvales; Malvaceae. Gene Ontology annotation, biological process: fatty acid biosynthetic process. The record is from RefSeq and is a predicted model, not a curated record. Bases 187 to 1776 code for a protein of 529 amino acids. The transcript is spliced from 2 exons.